This is a messenger RNA of Colletotrichum aenigma, 2163 nucleotides long. RefSeq names its product Dihydroxyacetone synthase (gene DAS1-0). Gene Ontology annotation, cellular component: cytosol. The transcript is spliced from 6 exons. Bases 1 to 2163 code for a protein of 720 amino acids. The record is from RefSeq and is a predicted model, not a curated record. Gene Ontology annotation, molecular function: transketolase activity. NCBI's taxonomy places the organism in Eukaryota, Fungi, Ascomycota, Sordariomycetes, Glomerellales, Glomerellaceae. Gene Ontology annotation, biological process: pentose-phosphate shunt.
AUGGCGCCGUCACUUGAGCUCUACGAGAAGGCCACUCAGAAUCUGCCAGUGAAGCCGAACGUCACGAAUGUUCAUGGUGUUCCGGCAGUGACUGACUUCCAAUUCGAGAGCUCGGACAAACAUGACAGAGUGUUGAAGGUGUUCCGGGCCUUCAUCGCUGAUCAAUGUCAGCAGUUCAAUGGCGGUCAUCCAGGCUCCGCCAUGGGAAUGGCAGCUAUUGGCAUUGCCCUUUACAAAUUCGUUCUCUCAAAUGGCCAUGCUUGCCUUUGGCAGUAUCUGUUCAUGCACCUCAUCGGUGUUAAGAGCAUGACAGUCGAGCAGCUGAAAUCAUACCACUCCGACAAGACCGACUCCAUUUGUCCCGGCCACCCCGAAAUCGAGAAUGAAGGCGUCGAAGUCACAACAGGCCCUCUCGGCCAAGGCGUAGCGAAUGCGGUCGGUCUUGCGAUGGCGACGAAGAACCUCGCGGCAACAUAUAACAAGCCAGGAUUUGAGGUGGUGAACAACAUGACCUGGUGUAUGAUCGGCGACGCAUGUCUUCAAGAAGGCGUUGGCCUUGAAGCGGUGUCACUAGCAGGCCAUUGGAAGCUCAACAAUCUCUGCAUUAUCUACGACAACAACUCGAUCACGUGUGAUGGAACAGCGGAUGUGGCGAAUACGGAAGAUAUCAACGCCAAGAUGAGGGCGACUGGGUGGAAUGUUUUGGAGGUCCUUGAUGGAAACUCCAACGUUGCCGCCAUUGCCAACGCUCUGAUUGCUGCGCGAAGCAGCGACCGUCCAACAUUCAUCAACGUUCGUACAACGAUUGGAUUCGGCUCACUCAAAGCUGGUGACGCAAAGACGCAUGGCGCCGCCCUCGGUGUUGACGAUGUUGCCAACAUCAAGAAGAGCUUCGGCCUAAACCCCGAUGAACACUUCCACAUCCCGAAGGACGUCUACGACUUCUUUGCUGACGCCGUUGAGCGCGGCAAAACCUACGAAGCGGACUGGUCCUCAACUAUCCAGAAGUACUCCCAGGAGCACCCCGAGCUCGCGGCCGAAUUCAAGCUCCGCGUGGACGGAAAGAUGCCCGACGAUUGGACAAAGCACAUCCCGAGCCACGACCAGCUCCCGACGGAGCCCACGUCUUCUCGAAAGUCUGCGGGCAUUGUGGGCAACCCACUCGGAGAGAAGAUGAGAAACUUCCUGAUCGGCACCGCCGACUUGACCCCGUCAUGCAAUGUCGCAUACAACCAGAAGGUUGACUUCCAAUCUCCCGAGCUUCGCACCGCAUGCAACUUAAACGGAGACUACUCCGGGCGCUACAUCCACUACGGCAUCCGCGAGCACGCCAUGUGCGCAAUCUCCAACGGCCUAGCUGCCUUCAGAAAAGGCACAUUCAUCCCCGUCACCAGCUCCUUCUUCAUGUUCUACCUCUACGCCGCGCCCGCCGUUCGCAUGGCCGCCCUGCAAGGCCUCCAGCAAAUCCACAUCGCAACCCACGACAGUAUCGGCACUGGCGAGGACGGUCCCACGCAUCAGCCCAUCGCCCUGCCCGCGCUAUACCGCGCCAUGCCGAAUACGCUCUACAUCCGCCCGUGCGACUCGGAAGAAGUGGCCGGCGCCUUCAUCACGGCCAUCAACUCGACCGAGACGCCCACCAUUAUUUCUCUGUCGCGUCAGAACCUGACGCAAUACCCUCAGCACUCGUCUCGUGACGGCGUUACUAAGGGCGCCUAUGUCUUCGUCGAGAAUGAUGACUUUGACGUGACUCUUAUCGGCGUGGGCUCAGAAAUAGGCUUCACGAUGGAGACGAAGGAGCUUCUGGAGAAGGACGGCGUCAAGGCGCGUGUGGUGUCAUUCCCGUGCCCACGGCUGUUUGAGCAGCAGUCGCGGGAAUACAAGCAGUCCGUCUUGAAGCCGCGCUCGGGCAAGCCGAUGGUGGUAAUUGAGGCGUAUGCGGCAAAUGGCUGGGAGAGGUACGCCGAUGCUUCGUUCUCGAUGCGCCGGUUUGGCAAGAGUCUGCCGUCCAAGGCAGCGUACGACUAUUUUGGUUUCAAGGCGACGAGGAUGGCGCCGAGGAUCAAGGAGCUUGUAGAGGAGGUGAAGAGAGAUGGUAUUGAGGUUCUUCGGGGUGACUUUAGAGACUUGAACGGACCAUUGGGAGUUGGAUUCGAGCAUUGA